UCCCUUUGAUUAUGGACGCGGAGAACAUAUUUCACGAUGACUUAAAGACAAGCUCCCCAUCUCAGACUCUGUUCCCGCUGUCGAGUACAACUGUAAAGAAUUUUGAAACACCUACAAUUUUCCCCGUGGGCAGUAGUCCUGCCGCCUCUCACAAUGAAGACACAGGAGAGGGGCACCUGGACUGGCUCCACAACCCAAGUUACGGGGAUGCAGCUGUAGCAUCAGUAGUGGAGCUCCAAGAAGCCAUCGCAGACUACCAUGACAGUGCCAAGUCGGAAAACAGAUGCACCCUGGCACGGAGGGAGCCAAGUGAAGGAGAUGGCAAUGAUGAGGCCCAAGGAACUGCCGAACCAGUUGAUGAGGGUCUUGCAUGCCAGAGCAGGAAAAAGGCCAAACAUAAACACAAGCAUAAGAAAACGAAAGUCAAGAAAAAAGAACCAAUGGUUUCUUCAAGGGUACAAUCCCAGUUGCCAGAGACGGUGACAGUCAGUACCAAGAAGGUGUUCAUUGAGGAGAUGGCUGGCCUGGAGCCUGAGGAUGCUUUCAGGAUAGACCGCCACCGUGACAAGGACCUGUGGACAUAUGAGUGCCUCUACAAGGGUCACAUCGCGGGCUACAGGAGACUUGGACACUCACUUGGGGUACAGGGGAACCUGGAUCUCUUCAAACAUGAGAAGAACUCAAGUAAGAAAGCUGAGCCAGUGAGGUAUUGCCAGAAGAGAAGCAGAGCACUGCUGAGGAAGGUGGGAGUCAAAGUGAGGCGUGUGGAUGGGGAAGGUGCUCAAGUUCAGUACAUUCCCCUUGUAGGGGUGACAGACACUGCUGCUGACCCCCUCUGGGUGUUGGAUGAGGCCACCAGACAAUAUAUCCAAGGACGGGGCACAGCGGAAGGUGAUGUCCAAGAGGAGAUGCAGCCUAAUGAUGAGAUUCUCCAGCAGGUUGCAACAUACAACAAAAGGCUCAGGGAAGAUACACGAAAUGUUAAACUCUGGCUGGAGUUUGUGAAGUUCCAGGACAAAGUGUUCAGUGGGGUUGGAGAUUCGUGGCGUGGGGGUGGGCUGUCCAAGGCAGUGAUUGACAAGAAGCUGUCGAUCCUGAGCAGGGCACUGUUGGACAACCCGGGGUGUCUGGAUCUGAAGCUGGCCCAGCUGGAGGUGUGUAAGGAUGUGUGGGAUGGGGAACAGCUGACCCAGGAGUGGGACCAGCUGUUGUUUGUCCACUCCGCCAACACCAAGCUGUGGCACAGCUAUCUCAUGUUUCAGCAGUCCAGACUCGCCUCCUUCUCCGUCUCCAAGCUCAUCAAGCUGUACCACAAGUGUUUCCGUGUGCUCAUCGCUGUUGUGGAGGGGAACAUGAAGACAGCCAGGCCAACAGAUGUUCCCAACUCGGACCUCAUGGGUGUGUUUGUCCAGUAUUGUAUGUUCCUGCACCAAGUGGGUUACACCGAACGAGCUGUAGCCUCGUACCAGGCCCUCAUUGAGUUCAAUGUCUUCUGUCCCCCAAGCUUCACUGACACCUUGACUGCAGACAGAGCAGCUGUGUUUGAGAGUUUCUGGGACAGCAGCGUUCCCAGGUUUGGGGAGUCAGGGGCAGCAGGCUGGGCAGCCUGGAGGAGCAAAGACAAGAUGUCAGGAGAGACACAGGUUGUGACAGCAGAUCCAACAGAAGAAGCUGAGGAUGAUGUCAUAGCAAAACAGAUGCCUCAGUGGCAAACAUGGUUAGAAAUCGAGACAAUACGAGAAAACACUCAUUGGCUGCCAUGGCGACCAGAUAUUUUAAAGAACGAAACAGAGGAAGACUGUGAGGAUCUGGAGCGACUGGUUCUGGUGGACGACAUCACACCAGUCCUGUUCCAAGUAUCAAAACCAAAUGCUCAGUUCCGUCUUGUCAUGUGUUUGCUAGACCAACUGGGUGUGGCCACGCGGGAUGUUCUGUCUCAGCUGUGUCUGCAAGAACAAGAGGAGAUCUCAGUUUCUUCCAUGCAGCUGUCCCUCCACAAGAUGUGCCAGUUACCAGGGUUACCAGCUGCAAAGAGUCCCGACCUGGAUGGAGUUGCCAACCAGAGUGAGACGUUACAGAGAUAUAUUCACCAGGUCCUCUCCCAGGCCGUGCACAUGUUCCAGGGACAGAGUCAGACAGUCUUCACCUUGCUGCUCAUCCAGACUGAAUGGAGGAAACAUGGAGUUGAUUCACCUAGAAAUUUACCUAAGCACAAAUCAAAGGAGCUCAGAAAGUUUGUGAAAAAUCUGCUGAAGGAAGGUCAUAACCGUAAUAACCUGACUGUAUGGAAUGCAUACGCGUGUCUGGAACAUGAUCUUGGGAAGAGCCAAGAGGCUUUAGGGGUGGUGGAGACAGCACUAGCUAUGUUCAGUGGGGGGCAGUAUGGUCUUGAGGCCGCCAUGUCCAACUACCAAGAUGUCCUGUUGUUGCUGGAUGCUGGCAAGUCUUCAGCUCGGUGCCACGCCCUCCUUGCAGUCAGGGAGAAUAUCUUCAGGUCACAGUGGAUACUUCUCCGCCAUCAAAUGUCAAUCAGUGCAGUGCCUCUCAGCCAGCUGCGUGUUGUCAUGGACAGAGCCCUGGACGAGUUCCCCGACAACUCAGCCUUCCUGCAGUGUCUGGUGGACCUCGAGGCCAGGUCCCACAUCGUCGGGCGCGUUCGGCGCUACAUGGACAGAGCUUUAGUCAAUCCAUCGUCUCCUCUACCCCUCAUUCACAGUGUGCUGGUUGAAGUUGGAAGGCUUACCUCUCUUCAUGAGGAAUCAUAUACAGUCUGUAACAGUGGUGUGAUGCACAGAGUGCGGAGUUUGUUAGAGCGCGACACGGAGCUCAGCCUCACAACACUGCCCCUGGUGUGGAGGUUGUACUGCCAUGUAGAGAGCAAGUAUGGAGACAGAGAGCGUGCCAGAGGGAUAUUAUACCAGGCCCUACAGCAAUGUCCCUGGUCCAAGGUGCUGUACAAGGACGGAGUGUCUCUAUUUGGGCAGAGUCAGCUGCAGGAGAUGGUUGACCUCAUGACAGAGAAGGAGCUGCGUGUUCAGAUCCCUUUGGAAGAACUAGAUUUGUUGGGUCAGUCUGAUCCUGUUCCUCACAACCCACCGGUGGCAGAGACGUUGCUUGAUCACAGUCCACAGGAAGAAGAGGAUUUGAAGACAGUUGAAGUCUAAACUGUUUCUCUCAAAGUUAGGACAUGUCUUUGUUUUGAAGCCCAUUGUCUUCAUCCCAAAUCAUCUUCAAAUGGGCCAUACCGAACUGUGAUAAUGUUUUAUAAAAUAAAAUCUCAAACAAA
Haliotis rubra (blacklip abalone) is the source of this 3286-nucleotide messenger RNA. Its product is annotated as nuclear exosome regulator NRDE2-like. Gene Ontology annotation, molecular function: protein binding. Gene Ontology annotation, cellular component: catalytic step 2 spliceosome. NCBI's taxonomy places the organism in Eukaryota, Metazoa, Mollusca, Gastropoda, Lepetellida, Haliotidae. Gene Ontology annotation, biological process: negative regulation of RNA catabolic process; regulatory ncRNA-mediated post-transcriptional gene silencing. The record is from RefSeq and is a predicted model, not a curated record.